This is a messenger RNA of Vitrella brassicaformis, 2702 nucleotides long. The record is from the annotation of a GenBank genome assembly. Lineage: Eukaryota; Vitrellaceae.
AGAGAUCUGCGGGCGCAUGAUGGAGCUGUUGUUGGACGCAUCUGCGUCCCCCGCGUGCAGUGCCGCCCAGCUCGUGGCCGUCUACGCCGGCCUGGUGUCCAAGAACGUUGUCACCGUCUUGAAGCUGUCGCACAAUGCGCAGAAGCUCCUCAACCUGCCGAAGGUGAGUUUCACUCGGUCGGUGAGCACAUCACACACACUGCUGCAGCAGUGAUCUGUAUGUGUGUGUGUGUGUUUUGGCGCGAGAGGGAGGUCUCUGAUGUGUGCGUGUGUGUGUGUGUGUGAAUGUGUGUAUGUGUGUAUGUGUGCAGCUGCCUUGUCUGGUGAAUGGGAGCGGUUUGCUGACGCAGCCGGGGGCCAUUCUGAAGUGCCUGGCCGGCAGCAGCCAGUACACCAAGAUACUCGAGAAUGUCACGCCACUCGGCAAGGUGAGCUAGUUGAGUGGCGCGCGGCCUCUUCAUCCGGUCAUUGAUCGGAGUCGCUGCUUCAUUGCAUGUGUGUGUGUGUGUGUGUGUGUGGUGGGUGCAGGCAGAGAUCGACCAGUGGCUGUCAUUCCUUGCUCAGCGGGACUAUGCCGUCACUGAUGCAGCCGCCAUUAAGGUAUACACAACACACGAAAGACAGACGAACCUCGUCAGACAGUACUAACACCUCUCUCUCUCUCUCUCUCUCUUGUGUGCGUGUGUGGGUGUGUGUGUGGUGGAUGGGUGUAUCUGACAGACGCUGAAUGGCCAUUUGCAGACCCGAACGUUCAUGGCGGCAAACAACGUCACACUCGCAGACCUCGGCACCUACCCCGCUGUCCACCAGUGGAUGGUAUGGUGCACACACACAAUCACACAGGCGUACGUAUCUCUGCGGCAAUCAUCUGGAUGGAUGGAUGGAUGUGGUUCAUUCAGGUGGGUGCAAGUGCCGAGGAGCGCUUGGCGCACUGCAAUGUGACGCGGUGGUUCGACCACAUCCAGCACCUGCCCGGCAUCUCCAAGGCAGUCGGCCACCUCACCACUGUGGACAUCCACACCGACCCCGUAAGUCAGUCAGCCUUGUGUGUGCUGGACGGACAAGAAGCAAGGUGCUGUCUGUUGGUCCGUUUGUGUGUCCCUAAGGUGCCUGCUGCUGCUGCUGCUGGAUCGGCUAAUGGUAAUGCAGCUGCUGGUGGUGCGGACAAGAGCAAAGGCGCGAUGGUCAAUGGCGUGGCGGACCAGGCCAAAGCCAAGGUAGGUGAGCGCAUCUCAUCUGGCCCAUUCUCUCUCCUGUGUGCCACGCCAGCCAUGUGUCUGUGUGCGCGUGUGUGUGUGUGUGUGUUUGUUAAGGCCAAGAAGGCCGCCAAAGAGGAUAAGAAGAAGGAGAGGGCCGAGAAAAAAGCGGAAAACAGCAACAACAAAGGUAGGUAGCAAAUCGGUCUGUCUGUCCGUCCGUCGGUCCACCCACCUACCCACUACCUUGUGCUCCGUCCAUUAUGCUAUGCGCCUGCUGUGUCGGUGUCGGUGUCGGUGUGAUUUGAUUGUGUGUGACGUGACUGUGUGACCUCGUGACGUGACAGCUCCCGAGCGGCCGGUUGAGGACGUGACGCGACUCGAUGUGCGCGUUGGGCAGAUCACCAAAGUCUGGCAGCACCCUGAAGCAGACAAGUGAGCGCAGCGCACAGACCGACACACACACACAGGAAGGCAAUCCAAUCACGCCAAUCAAGCGUGUGCUGUGCACGAGUGUCGGUCGCUACGCCUGUGUGCUAGGCUUUACUGCGAGGAGAUUGACAUAGGCGAGGAGAAGCCGCGGCAGAUCGCAUCGGGGCUGGUGCCCUACGUGCCCAUCGAACAGAUGCAAGACGCAAUGGCACGCACAGCACAGCACAGCACAGCACACGGCACAACCACACACACACACACACACACAGAGAGAGAGAGAGAGAGGGAGGGAGAAUCCACUGUGUGUGUCUGUGUCUGUGUGUGCAGGUGGUUGUGCUGUGCAAUCUGAAGGCCAAGAACCUCAAGGGCUUCCCGUCACAUGGCAUGGUGAGCGUCUGUCUGUCGGCGGUGCUCCUCCCUCCCUGCUGUCUGCCGAUGACAGACACCUGUUUGUGUGUGCGCGCGUGCAGGUCUUGUGUGCGUCGUCUGCCGACAAGAGCAACACAGAGCUGAUCCGGCCGCCGCCAGAGGCAAAGGUGCGUCAGAGAGGAUGGCCGACACACACACACACAUCCUGCCCUCGUGUGUGUGUGUCUGUGUGUGUGUGCCUUGAUCAGAUCGGCGACCGCAUUGCGUGGGAGGGCCUUGAAGGCGAGCCUGACGAGGUGGGUCAUGCAUGGCUGGACACACUCGCAUGGCAUGGAUGCCAUGUCGUGGCUACACACAGGUCCUGAAUGACAAGAAGAAUCCCUUCAGCAAGGUGCAGCCCGACUUCCGCACCUCAACAGACAAAAUCGCUCUCUACAAGGCACGUUGGACACAACCAAUGCUAUACACCACACCACACCACACAGCGGUGUGGGCACAUUCCAUGUGUGUGUGUGCGCGCGCAGGACCAUCGCUUCAUGACGCCCUCGGGGCCUUGUUUCUGUGACAGCAUUGUGGGCGGCACCAUCAGCUGAGCUCAGCUGAGCUGAGUGUGUGGGCGUGUGUGUGUGUUUGCGUGCGUGUAAGACCGACCGGCAUCUGAACAAAUCCUGUGUGCCUGCCUGCCUGCCUGAAAUAUGAGUGAGA